Uloborus diversus is the source of this 4822-nucleotide messenger RNA. RefSeq names its product probable serine/threonine-protein kinase clkA. Bases 75 to 2738 code for a protein of 887 amino acids. Gene Ontology annotation, cellular component: nucleus. Lineage: Eukaryota; Metazoa; Arthropoda; Arachnida; Araneae; Uloboridae. The record is from RefSeq and is a predicted model, not a curated record. Gene Ontology annotation, molecular function: ubiquitin protein ligase activity; protein binding. Gene Ontology annotation, biological process: protein ubiquitination. The transcript is spliced from 9 exons.
UUGAUUUUGGUUAGCAGAAAAAAAAAAAAAAACCUUAUUUGCAUUGCUACUUCAAGAGUGAAAUUUAUGGUACGAUGGAAACAAAUUUAGACAUGACGGAUGCAAUAGAUGAAAAUGACAAAUGUGAAACAAUUAAUGAUCAUACUGACAGGAAUUUUUUAAAUACAGAAUUAGAAGCAUUGAAUUCUAUAUACAUCAAUGAAAUUGACGUCAGCAAAGAGGACGAGUUGUUUACAUCUGUAUCAAUUGAUCUUCACCCUGCCACUGCUGAUAAUGUUGACCAACAGUACGUUAAAAUGACAUUAAAGUUUACAUUGCCAGAAGAGUAUCCAGACGAACUUCCCAGGAUAACUAUUAGAAAUCCAAGGGGCUUAUCAGAUGAAAAACUAAAAAGUAUCAUUGACGAAAUAUCACUUAUUGCUGAAGAGAAGAAGGGGAAUUCCAUGCUUUUUGAAAUAAUUGAAGCUGCAAAAGAACAUUUAACAUCCCAAAAUAGACCAAGUGGUGAGUGUGCUAUUUGUUUGUAUGGUUUUAGUGAACAAGACAUCUUUACCAGGACUGAAUGUUAUCACUAUUUUCAUUCACAUUGUCUGGCAAGAUAUGUCAAAAAUAUUCUUGAAAAUGCUGAAGAAAGUGAAGAAAAAGACACGGAUAAAUCCUCUGAACUGUUCUGCCCCAUGUGUCGUAUCCCUAUAAAAUUUUCUACGAGUGAUGAAGAAUAUCCUCCACCAACUGCUAUCAAUGAAGAAACGUUUAACCUGACUGAGGAAAUUGUGGACUUGCAAAAAAAGAUGGCUGAUCUUUAUCAAAAGCAGUUGGAGAAAGGUGGAAUAAUUGAUGUAGAAGCAGAAAGAAACAAAUAUUUACUCGAAAUUUCUGAUGUGCCGACUCAGUCCACUUCAGUGGAAAAAUCCGAUUCUAAAGUGAUGGAACAUCCUUCCCUUGAUGAAUCCGGUAAUGCGGAACCAGAUGCACAUCAGUCUCCAAAAGAUAAAGCCAUAGUGAAUGAGAAAAAUACAAAAUCAAGUUCAAGGGAAAACUUUCAGGGAAAUAGUGGGAGAAGGAAAAAGUUUGAUCCAAAAUAUGAACGAAAACCUGACAGAUAUGAACGAAGGCCUGAUGCCUAUCGACAGAAUAAUUAUGGAAAGUAUCACCGGCAUAGAGAUGGACAGUUCAAAAAUGCUUCUAGUCGAACUGCUAGUCAAGAGCAUUAUUCUAAAAAAGACGCAGUGCAAAUAGACUCUGAAGAUCAACAACCAGCUGAAGAAAGCACUUCGGAAGUUAAUGAUCCAGUAAAUAAGAACUCGGACUCUCCAGAUUCUGUCAAACCUAAACAUACAAAUAAUUCUGAUUAUAGAUACAAUUACAAUCGAAAUCCGCGUUUUAAUCAGCGAGGUAGGUAUCAGCGCUAUAAUAAUUAUUCUAACAAUGGCUCCUACAAUAGGGAUAGACGAUAUGAUGGUUCAAACAAUUAUUAUAAGUUUAACUAUCACAAUAGGAAACCGCACCAAAGCAAUGAUCAUUUUGAAGAGAAAUUUCAUGAUGACGUGGAUAAAGAAGGUACGCAACGAUCUCGUGGUAGAUAUUAUAAAGAAAAAAGUAAUUUUGACCAUAAAGACCAAUCCCAAGAAGACGGGGAUACAGAAGAUACACAGCGAUCUCGUGGCAGAUAUUAUAAAGAAAAGAGUAAUUUUGACCACAGAGACCAGUUUCAAGAAGAUGGGGAUAAAGAAGAUACGCAAAGAUCUCGGGGUAGAUAUUACAAAGAAAAAAGUAAUUUUGACCAUAAAGACAAAUUCCAAGAAGAUGGGGAUAAGGAAGAUAUGCAACAAUCUUGUGGUAGAUAUUAUAAAGAAAAAAGUAAUUAUGACCGUAAAGACAGAUUCCAAGAAGACAUUGAUAAAGAAGAUACACAAAGGUCUGGUGGUAGGCAUUUCAAAGAAAGAAGUAAUUAUGACCGUAAAGACAAAUUCCAAGAUGAUGUAGAUAGAGAAGAUAUGCAAAGAUCUGGUGGUAGAUAUUUCAAAGAAAGAAAUAAUUACGACCAUAAGUUUCAACAUAAAAAUGAAAAGGCAAAUGACUCUGACCGAAAUUCUUCAGAAAAAUACUCUAGUAAUGCCAAUCAGAGAAAAGAGCAACAUGUUCGGAAAAAUGACCUCCCUUCUGAAAGGACUCCACAAAAAAAUGUCGGUGGCGAUUGUAGUGAAAAUACUGCUAGUGAUGAUUUGGACAAAACUGAGGUUGAAAAUUCUCAGGAAAAUAAAUCGAAUCCUAGGAGGUCAAAAAAUUAUUCAAAUUAUAACUCAAGUCAUAAUUAUGGCAAUGAUACACAGUAUCAUGAUAAAUAUGACUAUAAUAACAGAAGCAGUCGGUAUCAAAGGAAUCCUAAUAAGUCUUAUAAUUACGGUCAUUAUUCUCCCCAAAACGGGGGCUAUAAAAAUUAUGGCUCAGAAAAAUGGCAAAAUCGACCAUAUCAGAAAAAGUCAUCUGAAGAUUUCAAGCAAGAAGCAGUAGCCAAAGAAAGUGAAUCUCAGAUUAAGAAACCUGUUGUAGAACGUAAUGUUGAAUCCUCACUGGCCCCGAAUAGAAGUGGUGCAGAGAAAUCAAGCAUAUCUGAAAUGACCCCUGGUGGAUCUCCAUCGAUGCUUCGACCUCCACCUGGUUUUGCUAAUCCGGCUAGUCGAGUGCACUACGGUCUGAAAGCUGCUAAUCCACCGCCAGGAUUCAGCAAGAGCUGACAACGGUUGUCUCAAAAGGACCUCUUUGAUUGGAUUAAAAGCUGGUUGCGAUGUCUGAACAGAUGGAACUUUAAGUUUGUUAAUUUUUGUAGCAGUAGGGAUGUGUACCUACCUGGUUCUCAAUUGCAUUUUUGAAAUCAGAAUAUUACUUGUAUGAAGAUCCUCCUAUUUUUAUAAUAUUAAAAACAAAUAAAUGAAACAAAAUAAUAGUAAGACUUCUAAAGUUAUUUUUAUUGUGAAUGGGAAAAUCAAUUUGUUAAAAGUGCAAAAAUAUUGCAGACAUAUGUUUUGGGGUUAACAGGAAAUCUAUGAUUGUAUAAAGGUGUGAACUUCAGAGCAUAAUAAGAGGACAGAAAUCCACUCUGAAACUCACACAUGUAUUUGUUAAAGUGUUUCAUUAUCAACCCUGAAACAGGUGACUACAGUAUUUUUGUUGUUUUUACUAUGUUGAUUUUUUUAUUCAUUGUUUCUGCCCCAAAAUAAAUUUUUUCUGUCUUAUUUUUAUUGUGCUCACACUGUUUUUGAAAGUUUCAAAAUUUUACUGAUGAUAAUUUAGUUUCAAAGUACUGUUAGUACAUUUCUUUGCUCACACGGAACAUAGAGAUGCAUUGCCUACAAUUGUACUUUAUUUGAAAUUUCUUUUUUCAUGAUCUAUGUUACAUAAUGUGCUUUUUUCAUUGUAAGGAUUUUUAUAGUCUGCUUUUAUUAUUUUAUAGUUUUUAUCAUUAAAAUAACAGCAGCCUCAGUAUCACAGUGUGUAGUCUAGGGUUGCCAACUGAUCCACAAAAAUAGUGAAACUCUGUUACUCCACAAAGAAGUUAUUUUGCUCCGUAUUUCCCGUUUGGUCUUAAUUCUGACUAGGGUUACCAAAGAUUUAAUAAGAUUUAAAUUUAUUUUUAUUAUAUUUUGUUAGUUUAUUAUGACAGGCAUGUAAAUAUGAGAAAUUAAAGAUGCUUAUACUCAAAGCAUGACAUAGUGUUGAAAGUUGUUUUAUUAAUUUAAAAAUAACUACAGUUGGCUCUCUGUUGAACGACUUUCAAGGGACCACAAAGAAUCGUCCUUAAGUAGAAAGCGUCCUUAAAUAGAAUGCUUUAAACACUAUAGUGAACCAUCUGGGACCAUGAAAAGCCGUCGUUAAAUAGAGAAAGGUCUUAAAUAGAGCCUCGUUAAACGAAGAGCCAACUGUAUUUUUAUGCCAGUUUUUAAAAUAAUUAUCAAAGCUCAAAAACAAUUUCAGAUAAGAGGUAUAACUCUUUUAUAUUGGUUUUUAUACAAUAUACCAAGCUGAUCCGCAAAAUUUCAAAAUGCUCCUCAAAAUCGCCACAGAUGCACCUGAAAUGGUUUCUCCAAGGUUGGCAACCCUGGUAGUAAAAUAAAGUUAUUCUAUUUUUUUUUAUUGUUAAAAGAUAUAUAUUUCAUCUUCCCACCCCCCACCCCUUUAAAAAAGUUUUUUUCCUCUUUGUUAAUUGUAUACAUAUUAAAUAAGUAUUCCUGGGUUGAUGUUUUUGAUCUAAGGAGCUGGUAAAUUAACCAGGGCUAGGGGUGAUCAACCCCUGGAACACAACGUAGUGAAUAUUGAUUCUUUGAUAUGAAUUUCAAUUAAGCUUUUUAUAAGCUCAUUAUGUUUAGAGUUAAGCCGAUCGGUGAAAAAAAAUUAUUUUAAUACUUUUUAUGGGGUUACCCGGAUGCAUUAUGUUUUAGUCAGUAUGUAUGAUAAAAUCGAUAUUAUUAAUCUGGAUGUUUUAUUUGUAUUUUGGUCAGUAUGUAUGACAAAACAAUUAUUAUUAAAAUAUAAAAAGAAUAAAGCAAAAUGUUUCAUUGUCUUGUAGAUGAAUUAAAAAAAAAAAAAAAUAAUAAUACUCAAAGCAAAUGAUAAGGAUAUUUUGCAUUCCUUUACUAAUACCUCAUUUUUCUUAAGUUAAACUUUUGAAUUGUUGAAAGUUCAAUUUUACUUUCAGUUGACCUCACGAAGAGGCAUAUUGGUGUACGUCAUACUAUGUUCAUUUAUGGAUGAGCUUAGUUUUUGUGUACAAAUUUUCUUGUUACAUUUGAAAUGUUUGUAUUGCUAUUAUAUUACAAUAACA